Cylas formicarius (sweet potato weevil) is the source of this 3858-nucleotide messenger RNA. Its product is annotated as roundabout homolog 2-like. The coding region runs from base 360 to 3857 and encodes 1165 amino acids. Lineage: Eukaryota; Metazoa; Arthropoda; Insecta; Coleoptera; Brentidae. The transcript is spliced from 8 exons. Gene Ontology annotation, cellular component: plasma membrane. The record is from RefSeq and is a predicted model, not a curated record. Gene Ontology annotation, molecular function: protein binding. Gene Ontology annotation, biological process: axon guidance; cell adhesion.
ACUACGUUAGAGCGCCCGGCUCUUUCACGAUCUAACCCGGCAGAUUACGUUCGGGGAAGACGCGACUCCUGUUUUGACCGCCGAAAUCGCCGUCGUCAUUUUUUUCUGCGGAGGACUUUAUUUCGUUGCGUUUGGCGUGAGUUCCGUGUUCGACGAGCUCAAACGACAUUCACUCGCAUCGCGUGUAUAUGCAUUUCGUGAUUGCUGGAAAUAACUGCCACGGUUGCGGAUGAAUAUCGUAACAACGCGGGCCAGGAUAACGAUAUUGGUGCUAAAAUUAGACCAAAAACAAGCGGCGGUGACCGUGAUGAUAAGAAACUGAAAAUAUAUCGAGGAUAAUCCGAGGACAGCUAGUUAAUAUGGGCCGUUUCUUUGAGUUCGUCAUCGCAUUGAGUUGCUUCUCUCUUAUAACAGCUUACCAUCACACCAGCCAACAACCACCCAGGAUUACAGAACACCCGGUAGACACAACGGUAGCAAGACAUGAACCCGCCACACUAAACUGUCAGGCUCAAGGUGAACCGGAACCAACCAUAACAUGGUACAAAGAUGCCUCAAUUCUACGAACAGCUCCACAAGACGCGAGAUCUCAUCGAGUUCUGUUGCCGGCUGGGAAUCUUUUCUUCUUGAAAGUGGUGCAAAGCCGAAAAGAAUCAGACGCUGGCGUUUACUGGUGCGAAGCCAGCAACGCCCUUGGCAAAGCCAAGAGCAGAAACGCUACGUUAACUGUUGCUGUGCUCAGGGACGAAUUCCGUUUGGAACCGCAAAGCGGAAGGGUCGCUGCUGGUGAAGACAUCGUCAUGGAGUGCUCUCCGCCAAGAGGAACUCCGGAGCCUCAGGUGUUUUGGAGGAAAGACGGCCAAACGAUAGAAAUCGGCGGACGUCUGAAGCUGGUGGACGGUUACAACUUGGCAAUAACCGACACCAAACCAUCCGACGACGGCAGGUACCAAUGCGUGGCGAAGAAUACGGCGGGAAUUCGGGAAUCAGCGGUCGCUAUUCUUAAAGUUUACGUUAAGCCUUUCGUCAUACGUCCUCCGGAAGACAUAACCGCUCUGGUAGGCAGUACCGUUGAUUUUCCUUGCAUGGUGGGCGGCGAUCCUGUGCCAGACGUGCUGUGGCGCAGAAGCUCUCCAGGGGGAACGAUGCCUCUCGGUAGAGUACGAGUAUUAGAAGAUCGUACCCUACGCCUAGAACAGCUGACGUUGCUAGACCAAGGACGCUACACUUGCGAUGCCGAUAACUUUGCUGGUGCUAUAUCCGCGUCUGCGGUUUUAACCGUGCUGGCUCCACCUAGUUUCAUAACCAGACCUCUCGCUCAAACCAUUGAAGCCGGCCAGGAAGUCUCGUUCCACUGCAGCGUCACCGGUAGUCCAAAGCCAUUAAUUUUCUGGUCGUUCGAAGGCGACCGAGCAUUAGUAUAUCCCGGCUCUCCGUCCGGCAACUUCGAAGCCUUCACCUCAACGGAAGGUCAGUCCACGCUGAUUCUCAAAGACGCGCAGGUGCAGCAUUCGGGCACCGUGGUGAUUUGCUCGGGAGUGAACGCCGCAGGUUCAGUGUCCACCAGAACCCGACUAACUGUUACCUCGAAAGAAGACAGACCGCCUCCGGUGAUAACCCGUGGACCCACCAAUCAAACGCUUCCGAUCCAUUCCGUCGCGUAUCUAAAUUGCGAAGCGUCGGGUAACCCCAAACCCGUAAUUUCGUGGUACAAAGAAGGCGUGCCAGUUUCACCAUCGAACAAGGUGAACAUGAGCAAUCCCAGUCAAGUCGAGAUUUACAAACUCCACAAGGAAGACUCUGGCGCUUACACGUGCGUCGCUUCUUCGAAAAUGGGCAAAGCCACUUGGACCGGACACCUCCUCGUCGAGAAUCCUAAAAACCCCAACAUAAACUUCUUCAAAGCUCCGGAAUCGGUGAUGGUGCCCGGGCCGCCUAGCAGACCGCACGCUCUUAACCAAUCCGAAGGCAGCGUGACAAUAACGUGGGGCCAAAACAACAAAAUCGGAUCUUCUAGCCUUCUCGGUUAUCAAAUAGAGCUGUUCGGCAGAGAAGAGGGCGUCACUCCGACUUGGACGGUGGUGGCGAGACGCGUGCCAGGACCGACGUAUACCCAGCACUUGUUAACUCCCGGUGUUCCGUAUACUUUCAUCGUACGAGCGGAAAAUUCGCACGGAUUAGGUCCCCCGUCCCAGCUGUCGGAGCCGAUAAUCGUGGGGCCGGAUUCGGCUCAGAACUGGGGGAAUCCGGAGGUGACGGUGUUGAGCGAAGCCAGAGCUAAUUUGGUGACCACCAAGAACAUCGUCCGACUUUCCGACGCGCUUCCGAUUACUUCCACGUCCGUGAAACUCAUAUGGACAGUGACUGAUUCCACUUACGUGGAGGGACUGUACAUUUACUACGUAUCUUUGGACGGGUCUCCCGACCAGCCUCGUACUUAUAGCAUGUUAACGGUGUUGCAUACCGGUGGAUCAUCCAGUUUCACCGUGAAUAAUCUCGAAAAAUGGUCGAGGUAUGAGUUUUUCAUGGUUCCGUUCUAUAAAACCGUCGAAGGACAGCCGUCCAACUCUAGAACAGUGCGUACACUUGAAGAUGUUCCGAACGAGGCGCCCUCUAACAUGGAAGCCUUAUUGCUGAACGCGACGGCUGUCUAUCUGAAAUGGAAAAUGCCGCCUCCAGCCUCUGUAAACGGAGAACUUCAGGGGUACAAAGUUGACGUCAGGACGAACGGUUCAGAUGUACCAACUGUGAUAUCUGUGGGGUCGGCUCCGACCCUCCUUCUCAGCAAUCUGACGGCUGGUGUUUCGUAUUACGUGAAGGUAGCAGCCACCACCAGAGCAGGAACCGGUCCCUACAGCCCUUCGGCAACUUUAAGAUUAGAUCCUGCAGCUAGAGUCGUCGACAAUAACCUGCAAAGACCUGUUGGUGCGGAUGUACAUUCCGGCGACUUCAUUACUGAAACUUGGUUCAUGGCGCUUUUAAUAAGCAUGGUUUCGGUUAUGAUUCUUCUGUUUGGAGCAAUGUUCUUCGUCCGCCGCAGGCAAAUCUUGUCCAAAAAGACUAUGACCCCGUCCAGAUCAAAUGGAGGUGUACUAACCACUCCUCUCGCAUCCAAACAAGAAGUGCCUCUAUGGUUAGAUAAAGAUACCCUUCCGGACUAUACUACCUCUUUACCGGAAUAUUCCAAACUAACUCCGCACGAGUAUACGCCUGGGAAAAACGAAUACGCCACGAACGGAAACCUGCCUCAAAGUAAUAAUGGAAGCAUUAACCUUCACUCAAAUCCGCUGCACCAGAAGGAGUACAGCCGACCGGAUAAUUUAGAGUAUAGCUCGGAAAAAGGGUACCCGAUGGGUAGGAAGUUUAAGGAUUACAGCGCCAUGCAGGUUCAAGACUACGCGAGCCCCAAUAUAGAUAAUCCUAGAAUUUCACAGAUGCCCGAUUAUGCUGAAGUCGAUGCCAGUUUGUCUAACAAUGACGGAGGCAACACGUCACCCGCUCCUUACGCGACUACCACCCUUGUUGGUGGAAGAAAACUGAUAUGGAACCAUUAUUCGAUGAACGACGGCGAUGAAUCUCCUUAUCCGGCAUCCAACGGCGGAUACUACAAUCGCAAAGUAUACUCGGACUCGUAUUUCGCUCCUACCCACACCUUGAAACGCAGCAAGAAGGAUCAGAAGAAGUUUUCCCAGGAACACCCGCCAGAUUUGGUAUCGCCGUCUGGCCAGCCGGCGUACGCCCGGGUAGGACCUCCGAGCCUGUCCUGGAGGAACGGCGCGCCAUCUUUAAGCAGCUUCACUCCUCACAAGUCGGUUUACCACGGAUCCAGCCGCAGCGAGCCUGGCAACAUGUUGUAGG